Messenger RNA from Drosophila sechellia, 1172 nucleotides. Its product is annotated as DNL-type zinc finger protein. Gene Ontology annotation, cellular component: mitochondrion. The record is from RefSeq and is a predicted model, not a curated record. Gene Ontology annotation, biological process: protein folding; protein import into mitochondrial matrix; protein stabilization. Gene Ontology annotation, molecular function: zinc ion binding; protein-folding chaperone binding. Bases 157 to 732 code for a protein of 191 amino acids. The transcript has a single exon. NCBI's taxonomy places the organism in Eukaryota, Metazoa, Arthropoda, Insecta, Diptera, Drosophilidae.
UCCACUUAACCAUUUUCUUCCUCAUUUGGGGCAAAACAAAGCGCAGUAACUACCCAACAUUCAGCACGUGCGACGCCUGAAUUCAGGACGCACUGCAGCGGGCGACAAGAGCAGAAAGCAACGCGGGUGUGCAACACCGCUUAAUAGCAACAUAAAAUGAACGCAUUGCGCAACAUCUUCACAUCGCGAACUCUCAACUAUUUGCGCCAGAAUGGACAAAACGCGAUCCUCAACGCCACCCAGCAGCAGCCGGCGGUGGACGCCGUGCCGUUGACCAACGAUGCCGAGCAGCAGCUAAAAUCGUCGCGUCCAGCACCGCUUUCCAUACCGCGCUCCAUACUCGAUGCGUGUCAUUUCACGGCCAAACAGUUUGACCUGGGACGCACCACGUCCGGAAACCAGGCGAAUAGCUCUCUGUCGCCAACGACACUGAAGCGCUUCGGACGCAUGCAACGCCGCAUGGAGCUGGUGUACCGCUGCAAGCUGUGCAACACCCGCAACACGAAGACCAUCAGCGAGGAGGCCUACUACAGCGGCGUGGUGAUCCUACAGUGCGACGGCUGUGCCGUCGACCAUCUGAUCAAGGACAAUCUGGGACUGUUCACCGGCAGCGAUGGCGAUAGCAGCAUUAGCUCUGGAAUCAGUACCAGCAAGAAUAUCGACCAGGUGCUGGCCGACCGGCAUGCCCGCGUCCGGGUGAUCAAGGUGAACGAGCGCGGCGAGCUGAUUUAGGAACUCUAGUCAAAGGGGCAUCAGUAGAGGUGAGAACCUGGUGCCGUCAACCUGCGAACCGUGUCUGAGGAGGACACACUCGACACGGGGUGGCACAUUGAACCCAAGCAACCAAGCACCCAAGUACCCAACUGCAAACCGGAAUCCCACAUUUUGUUUCCGAGCUCAGCCGGCUGUAUAUAAUAAUUGUACUGUAAUUGUUGAUUGUUUCGGGCCGUGAGUAAUGCCUAAAAAAGUGAUUAAAGGAACGACCAGUUCAAAAGCUAAAAAAAUACAUUGUAUAUGGCUAAAUCUGUUAUUCCGCUGUAGACUAUCUAAUCAGGGUACACAGAAAGCAAAAUGUCUUAAAUUGUUGAUAUAAAUGUUAAAGUAUAUGUACAAUCAUCAAGUUUUGGGCUACAAGCCCGCCACUUUUGUCAAUAUACGCCGUGCCUAUUCUA